Molecule: messenger RNA, 1272 nt
Organism: Lingula anatina
Lineage: Eukaryota; Metazoa; Brachiopoda; Lingulata; Lingulida; Lingulidae
Product: aerolysin-like protein
Source: RefSeq, a predicted model, not a curated record
AUGUCAGAUCUACGUUUACUCACCUGCGGCGAGACCAAUUCAGAUUCCAAAGAGACCAAAAUAAGAAUGCAUGGGGCAAAACUAAUAGAAAUGAUAGAACAGAGUUACCCAACCUCUUCUUUCACUCUUCAUGGACGUGCCUGGGGGCAAGCAGAGGAAGGGGCAAACACCAAGUCCACCCAGUACCAAGGCACCACAGAAGUCUACUUCAGGAUGCCUCAUCUGAGAGAAUUCAGUAACAUUGACAAGAGAUACUUUACUUCUAAUCAGGGGCUCGAUAAUGGUGAAGGCAGGGUUAUCAACAGGUUGUUGACCUUACUGGUGCAAGCCUCUGGUGGAAAUGGGGGAACGCCGUUCACGUACGUAAGGCUGGACGAUGGCGCCAUAAUGACCAAGCUAAAAGCCUGGAAAGACGAUUGGCGUAUCCGUGGAGUGGAGAUGUGGAUGAGCGAUGGGAAGUCUCACCUUGUUGGAAAGCGAUCUGGAUCUUCCAGCGAAUUCCGCUUGAACACCGGCGAGAAGCUGACCAAGCUUAACAUCCAGGCCAGCGGAGAGACCAGCUCAGGCGGGAAUCAUCGUCUCGGUGCCAUCUGGUUGCAGACGGACAAAGGGCGCGACUGGGGAAUCUUCUCUCGCUGGUUGGAUGAGGACGGCCGUUACUGGCCAGACGUGGGCUCCGGCAUCGUCUGCGGAAUGUUUGGCGCCGGGGGCGAGGACGUCGACUGUCUGGGGUUUGCCAUAUUGCAUCCAAUUAAGCAGGCACGCCUUGUGGACGUGACUUACCCGAAUCUGGACAUGGAGAUUGUCGCUACGGUCCCAGACACCGUUGUCCACCAGAGGAUCACAAAUGAAUCGUCCGUAGAACAGACCUACACCGUGAAGGGUACCCGAUCCGUCACCAUUACGCGACAGUGGAGCAUUACCACCGGUUUGGAGUACUCUUUGCAGACAACGGUCUCCGCAGGUAUCCCAGAGGUUGCAGACGUAGAGGCCAGCUCAACCUGGAAGGUCACCGCGAGUGCCUUAUACGGGAGGUCCACUACAAACACCGAAGAGCGCACGUGGGAAUGGCCGAUCAAGUGCCCUCCAAACCGGAAGCUGUAUGCCACAGGUACCAUGUACGCCGACUCCAUAGACACGGAGUACAAGGCCAACAUGCAGAUCGACCUUGCGAACGGCAACAGCUACAAGUACAGCGUGGAGGGGAUCUAUGACGGCAUGAAUGCUCGCAGUGGGUCAGUUAAGAUUGAUGACCUGGGCCCAUGCAAUUAA